AUGGGUGAUAUGUUACACCUGGUAAGCCUGCUGCUGAUUGGAAUUGCGGCAUGGGGAAUCGGCUUUGGCCUCAUCUCUAGUUUCAGAGUUGUUGGAGUGGCAAUUGCAGUAGGAAUCUUCCUCUUCCUUAUUGCCUUGGUUGGAUUGAUUGGUGCAGUGAAACAUCAUCAAGUACUGCUAUUCUUUUACAUGAUUAUUCUUUUGCUAGUCUUUAUUGUCCAGUUUUCUGUCUCCUGUGCCUGUUUGGCACUAAACAAGGAACAGCAGAGUCAACUUCUAGAGGUGGGGUGGAAUAACACUAACAGCGCAAGAACAGACAUUGAGAGAAAUCUGAAUUGUUGUGGAUUCAGAGUUUUUGACCCGAAUGAAACCUGCUCCUCUGACUGUUUUAGAAGUCACCACUGUCAACCAUGUGCACCAAUAAUAGAAGAAUAUUCUGGAAUGGUGCUGAGAUUUGUUGGAGGCAUAGGACUCUUCUUCAGUUUCACAGAGAUUCUGGGAGUCUGGCUGACGUAUAGAUACAGGAACCAAAAGGAUCCCCGUGCAAACCCUAGUGCAUUUCUUUGAUAAGUUUAUAAAGGACUGAAUCUUCUUUCUGCACCAUCUACUUCAAACUAAUGAUUCUCCAUAGUUUGCUAUUUCUCCAUAAUAGGUGUUCUACCUGUACGCAAAAGAAAACUUUAUUUCCAUAAGAAAUUUGUAGUUUUCAUAUUUAAUUUCAUACUAUUUUUCUUCUAAGAAUCUCUAUCUUGAAGUAGACUGGUGCGUUCAGUGGCUGGACAGAGUCCAACUGUUGCUCUGAGGUGGUUAAAUAACUCAAUAAAUGGUUGUGGUGAACGCUAUACAGUGAGUUUUAUAGCACUACUGGCUUCUCUGGUGUUGAAAACCACCCAAAAGUAUUUUCUGCUGUAUUCAUUGAUUACAAAAAUGCACAUGAUUUCUCAUAAAAAUAUAUGGUGGAUG
This is a messenger RNA of Charadrius vociferus (killdeer), 963 nucleotides long. RefSeq names its product tetraspanin 13 (gene TSPAN13). The transcript has 6 exons. The coding region runs from base 1 to 567 and encodes 188 amino acids. The record is from RefSeq and is a predicted model, not a curated record. Gene Ontology annotation, cellular component: membrane. Lineage: Eukaryota; Metazoa; Chordata; Aves; Charadriiformes; Charadriidae.